This is a messenger RNA of Sciurus carolinensis (gray squirrel), 3453 nucleotides long. It is a transcript of the gene Ddias, whose product is annotated as DNA damage induced apoptosis suppressor. The record is from RefSeq and is a predicted model, not a curated record. Gene Ontology annotation, cellular component: cytoplasm; nucleus. Gene Ontology annotation, biological process: negative regulation of intrinsic apoptotic signaling pathway in response to DNA damage. The transcript has 5 exons. Lineage: Eukaryota; Metazoa; Chordata; Mammalia; Rodentia; Sciuridae. Bases 125 to 3055 code for a protein of 976 amino acids.
GAAGAGGACGCGGGAGAUUCGAUUAGACGGUGCUUGGAGAGGUGCUGCGUCUACCUGGUCUGCGGCCUUUGAGCGUCGCCUCAGCUGUCUCCCAGUCCUUUGAUCUAGGCUACAGUGUGAACGCAUGAAUAGAAGAAAAUUUCUUCUUGCCUCAGUACUUGCUCUUCAAAAUUCAAGUUUUAUAUAUCCAUCGUGUCAAAGGUGCUUCUCUCGGAUAAUUUUUGUCUCCAAAAGGUCUAGUUGUCCAAAAUGUGGCUGUACUAGUGAAGCUGAAAAUGCCAAUUAUAGGUAUAAACUCUCCUUGAAAGUUGCAGAAUCAAACAAAUUAUAUGCUAUUACUAUAUUUGGAAGCUGCUUAGAUAAGUUUUUUGGUCUGACUGCCACUGGUUUGCACAGGUACAUUCAGGAUCAUAAUAAGAUCCCGGAAACAUUGGGGAGUGAUAUAACUCAGAGCCUGUUAACUAAAGCUGUGGAGACUUGUUUUGUUGGACAAAGCUUUAUUUUUGGAGUGACGAAUUUUGAAAAACAAUAUGGAAAUGGUUCAGAUUCUAGUAACUUUUUACCACAGUGCCAUGGCUACAAAGGAGAAGUCAGAGCACUAGUAGCUUGCCAGAUUCUUCUACCAGACCCCCAUGUUGCAGGCUUCACUGUCAUCGACUACUUUCAUCAGCUUUUGCAGACUUCCAAUUUCAGGAAACUUCAAUGUGCCUUCCAGGAACCUAAUAGUCACUUACUUGCUUUAGAUCAUUCAAAUAGUGAUCUCAGCAGCAUAAAUGGCUCUGACAGCACUACAUAUUUUUCAGAGCCCCACAGCCGAGAUAAUUUUACAAGAUUCUGGCAGCCAUCACUUGAACUUACUUCCAUUGUUUCACCACUAACAGAUAAUGACGAUUUCUCAGCUUCAGAACAAAGCGUGGCCAUUGGCACUCUUCAUCAAAACGGGAAGUACAGCUCCUUUGCAAAGAUUGCUGGUUCUAGCAAUUGCUGUGAUCCCAUUCAGGGUUCAUGGAGCCUCAUUUCAUAUAUGGAUAAAAAGAGUACAGCAGAAAAGUCAAAUGAAGAACUUGACUUUCAAGCUAAUCAACUGAGUGCAGUUCAUAGCAAUCAUGAAAUUGGAGUCACUGACUUUAAUUUAUUCCCUUUGAAAAUACGAGAACUCCAUGAGUCAAGUAAUGCAGAAUCCUUCCACAGUGCAGUGAAAAUUAAAAAUAGUUAUUCUCAGAGUGAGCUAUACUGUUAUCCACAUCAUAAUGUAAAUACCACCACUAGCCUUCAAGAUACACUGGCACAUUGUCCAUCUUCAUCAUUUAGACCUGGGGAGAGAGCUAGCAAUUCCCAUGAUUGUGACCCUAUGAUUUGGGAUGAUCUGCCAUUCUCUGAAAGCCUGAACAAAUUUCUAGCAGUUGUUGAAAGUGAGAUUACUAUUACCCAAACAGACACCAGAAAUAAGAAACAUGAUGUAGAUAAUAACACUAGUAAAUUCCAUACAGACCACAGCAGGUUAUAUGUGACCCCCCGGAGAACUGCUGGAACCCUGCAUACACCACCUAUAGUUUUAAGAUCAAAACACACAGUCAAAACACACUGUAGCAAAGAUAACUUCUUUUCCAACUGUGAAGCAAAUCUAAGUCCUGUUAUUCAAAAGGAGACAGAAUCAAAUAACACGGCAGAGGUUGUCUCUAGAAGCAGUAAUGGAAGAGAUACUUCAGAAUAUUUUCUCCUAGACCCUUAUCUUUCAACUCUGCUUCCAUCUUCAAAAGAUUUAGAAACAACAGUUAAAAAGACUAUCAGGAUUCUACCACAGAAGGAUGAAAUUUCACUUAGGCCCAAUAAUUCAGAGAAUGACCAUUUUUAUCUCAGUAUCAAAUAUUUUAGUGGAGAAAAGUCACUUUCAGAAGUGAAUGAAAAGUUGACAGCUUCAUGUUCUAAAAAAUACAAUGAUGUUUCUGAUGUUUGCAAAUUAGAAAACAAACGACUUUAUAGGUGGCCAAAGAACCAAGAUGACAGUUUUACAGUUUGUAAGAAACUUACAUAUCCUUUAGAAACUCUUUGUAAUAGUACAGAUACAUUGAAAGAAAUGCCUUUUGGACAUAUUGAUAAUAACUUAACACAAAUCUAUUCUGCUGAUCAUGAAGGUAGCUACAAUGCUUCUGCUGAUCUCUUUGAUGAUAUUGCUAAAGAUGUGGCCGUUGCAACAGAAAUUAUCCAAAAACCACAGGAUAUUUUAUUACAGUGUGAAACAUCUUUGACAGAAAAUCAUCUUGCAGAGCCUGAUUUUUCAGGAAGAUCACUUUCUGAAAAUUCUAGCCAGACUUCACAAAAAUUACCCUUACAAAGCACAUCUACCUCUAAGUAUCUGAGAACAUACUCUCCUCUGCCUCAUUUUCAGUCAGAUUCAGAAUGUGACCUUGAAGAUAGCCAAGACUUUGUUCCAUGUUCACAGUCAACUCCAGUUACAGGAUUCCACCAAAGAAUUCAUGGGAUAAAUGAAGCUUUCCACAAAUUGCCUGCCUUGUAUUCAGAUCUUGAUGCUAACCAUGAAAAAAUAAGGAUUUCUCCUGAAAAUGACAAACAGCAAGCCAUCCCAAGCUGUUCAAAACACAUGAAAACACGUAGCAGAAAAUUCAGAAGCCCUAUUAUAUCUAGUAUUACACAAUCAGAGAUGUUCAACAACUGUAAUAUUGCUGAGUGUCUUGAAACUGAUAUUGAUGAAUGGGUCCCUCCUACCCCAAAAAACGAUUCACUUGGAUUCCAAGUCAUGGGUCUAAGAAAGUGCUUUACUGCCCAUAAUUCUCCUGACCAAAAAGAGUUACCAAGAAAGAAACUAAAACUUGUCAAGCAAAGAACUGAUAUAUUUUUAGUUAAGAAAAAGUCAAAGAAUAUGUUUACAGAAAUAGUUGCAAAACAGAAAACUCCUGAAUAUAACCGUAAACAGUCAGGCUGGAUUUCCAAAGAGUCAAUUCUCGGACAUGAUUUUUUUUCAGAAGUCAAAUGUUGCCUUCCAUCUGAAGUGUCUGAAACUAAAAGCACUUGGUCACCUGAAUUGUUUUCAUAAAAAGUCGCCUGAACUCAAUUCUUCAACUGUUAAGUAAAGGUAAAUCUGUUUGGAAACUUUUUUCUCCAGUGGCAUGGAAAGCAUUCUUUAAGGUUUGACCACUCUGAGAAAAGUAAAUAAGGGGCCUGUACUGGGUCUUUUAAAAUGUAAAGCCAUAUUUUCCCCAGCAUUUUAUUGGGCACUUUAUCUUGAUAAUAGCAUGGAAUAUUAUUAAUUUUGCUUUUUAAAAGUAUCUUUUAAAAUCACAUGUACAGCCAGAAAUAAAACCUUUGCAAACCAAACAAAAUCUUAAUUGUUCAGCUGAGAUCAGGUAUUUUCUAAUCAGAGAUUUGUAAUGGGUAUUACAUAGAUGUUGUGUUGAGAGCAUGAAAUAGAAGUGGUUAACCCAGCAAAUGUUU